Messenger RNA from Anoplopoma fimbria (sablefish), 309 nucleotides. It is a transcript of the gene rprma, whose product is annotated as reprimo, TP53 dependent G2 arrest mediator candidate a. Bases 1 to 309 code for a protein of 102 amino acids. The transcript has a single exon. The record is from RefSeq and is a predicted model, not a curated record. NCBI's taxonomy places the organism in Eukaryota, Metazoa, Chordata, Actinopteri, Perciformes, Anoplopomatidae.
AUGAAUAACACCGGGUUCAACCAAACGGAGGCCGGACUGCUCAACAAGACCGAGGAGUUUUUGUGCUGCAACUUUUCCUCCGUGGUGACCGAUAACGGCUUCGUGGCCGCCGCGCCGGACGAGAGGAGCCUCUUCGUCAUGAGGGUGGUCCAGAUAGCCGUCAUGUGCGUUUUGUCUCUCACGGUGGUUUUUGGCAUAUUCUUCUUGGGUUGCAACCUUCUCAUAAAGUCAGAGGGAAUGAUCAACUUUUUGGUAACGGAAAGGAGGCCGUCUAAAGAAGCGGAGGCAGUUAUUGUCGGAGCCUACUGA